Messenger RNA from Telopea speciosissima, 651 nucleotides. RefSeq lists its product as uncharacterized. NCBI's taxonomy places the organism in Eukaryota, Viridiplantae, Streptophyta, Magnoliopsida, Proteales, Proteaceae. The record is from RefSeq and is a predicted model, not a curated record. The transcript has 6 exons. The coding region runs from base 74 to 625 and encodes 183 amino acids.
AUACUACUGCUUCAAUUCAAGGUCCUGAAGAACCAGAUCUAGAAUCCGUUCCACUUUGGAAGAUUUUUGAGGGAUGAAGCAAAUGGAUGUGGAUUGUAAAGUGGAUGGCAUAAAGAAAACACCGUCAAUGAGUUGUCCACCACCACCACCGCCGCCGCUGCCGCCGCCACCGCUGCCAAGAUCAUGGGCAACAAUUAAACCAUUUGCGAAAAGAAGUAGUAGCGUACAGAGUGUGACGAAGCAAGAGAUUGCCAAGUAUUGGAGACAGAAGCGCAUGGAGGAAGAGGAUCACCUCCUUUCUGCUAUCAAAGCUGCCGCUCGUAUCAGAGCACGUAAUCUCACUGAAGAAGACUAUAAACGUUUUGAAGAGUCACUGAAUGACGAUACCACCGACGCCAAGAAGAAAGACGAAGACAAUACUACUACUACUACUACUACUACCAAUGUAGAGAAAGAGCUUCGAGUAGGAAUCAAAGACUGGUGGACAAAGAGCAAAUAUGCAUAUCUCAACCAACCAGCCAUCGAGUCUAUGGAGAAGCCGAAACGCUCCUCCACCUACAUUCCCAACUUUUGCUUUUAUAAAAGCCCUUCUUCACCCCACCCUACAUCACUUGGGGUUUUCUAAACUCCUUAAUUAAGAGAUGCCCUUAG